UAAUAGUGUGCGAUAAUGGGAAGCAGUUGACGAGCAACAUGUUUAGAGGAUUGGCCAAGGAGUUUGGAAGCCAAUUAUGGUUUAAUUGUAAGUACCAUCCUCAAGUGAAUCCUGUGGAAAGGGUAAACAAAGUAGUAGGAGCUGCGAUACGCUCAUACAUAAAAGAUAAGCGACAUGACAAGUGGGAUUCUAACAUCCACGAGAUUGGCUACGCGUUGAGAACAGCCGUCCACGAAUCGACAGGAUACACUCCCGUUUUUUUGAAUUUCGGCCGUUUUGUACCAGUACACGGGUUACUGUACGGUAAGGACGAGAACCUACACCAGUUCGAUCUUCAACCCACUUUCAGGGAUAUUUAUGCGGAAAGUAUGGAUCGUUUAUUGCCAUUGUACAACGAGGUAAAGAGGAAACUUGAUAAGGCGUAUCACAGAAAUUGUCAUUAUUAUAAUCUAAGGAGACGCGAGGCACCUUUGUAUGCCGUUGGUGAUACGGUGUGGAAGAAAAAUUACGUUUUGUCAGAUGCUUCUAAAAGAUAUGCCGCUAAAUUGGAACCGAAAUUCGUGAAGUGCAAGAUUGCAGAAGUCCUUUCACCUCUAGUGUACCGAUUAACGACAGAGAAUGGUGUGGAUCUUGGGAGAUACCAUACCAAGGAUCUGAAACCUGAUCAGACAAGAAACUCGGAUUAGACGCUGUGAGGAAGGUGAGGAGUGCAUGAAGAAGAACGAUAGAUCUCGUGAAUGGAGUGUGAACGGCACUAGUGUCGAGGUUGGCA
This is a messenger RNA of Zophobas morio, 772 nucleotides long. RefSeq lists its product as uncharacterized. Lineage: Eukaryota; Metazoa; Arthropoda; Insecta; Coleoptera; Tenebrionidae. Gene Ontology annotation, molecular function: nucleic acid binding. The transcript is spliced from 2 exons. The record is from RefSeq and is a predicted model, not a curated record. The coding region runs from base 39 to 686 and encodes 215 amino acids.